GGAAAAUGGAGAAUUCAUUCGAGUCGUCACACGAACUUCGUUGACGCUCCCUCGCACUAGGUGCUGUUCGCGUUCGUGUGCUUUCAUUCGCCUUGCGGAAACGACCCAGAGGACUCCUUUGUUUUUUCCAAGAAAACCAACUUGCCAUUUCCAAUUUCCGCAUCGUCACCGCAAAUGGGUGGAUUCCGCGAGAACUUCCGCGUCUCACUUCCUCAUUUCCGUGACGGGCCUCAUCAUAGAUAGCAUCUUUUCCUUUGCCCUUUGGUGGGCGUAGAUCGCAGCACCGCCCUCCCUUUUCUCUGCUUCUCUUCCUUGUGUUUUUUUUUAUCCAUUUAACGCUGCCGAGCUGCGGCUCUUUUGUACGUGUCGCCUACGCCUUCUGCUGCUCCCUCCUCUUUUCUUGUUGUGCGAAGUCGGGGACGAACGUUCAAAGUCAAUCCAGCUGCCCGUCUCCCGCAGUCGCAAGGAACAGGACUUGGGGUGAUUUCCUUCGCUCCUAUUCUCUCGUCUUUUACUUUUGUCCCCCUCCUCUCCUCCUGUGCGAGGCUACUGAAUGGGGAAGCGCAGUCGCAGUCGCAGCACCACCACCGCCUCCUCCGCCACCCGCCGCCCCCACGUUGUCUCCGCUGACUUCCUUAGCGUCUCGUCUGCGUCUCCGCACAGCCCGCCAUUCAAGAAACGUGCCGUUGGUGUUGGUUGUGGUGCUGGUGUGGACGGUAACAAGGACGCAAAUGUGGUGCCGUUACAGGUGUGCCACGAGGUGCAGCUGUCGAGCGCCAUUCCCUCCGUCUCUUCGUCCUCCGUAGGUUCGUCGACUUCACAAGCAGAGGUGCUACAUGGCCAAACAGGCUUCGCCCGCGCAGGCGUGAAACACAGCCGUGGUAGGAAUAACGACCCCCGCGAAGACAGCACUCGCCGCCGAGGAGAAGACGGUGUUUUGUCGAAGGAUUCUCCACUUUCUUCUCCGACAACCGCGAGUGCGGCUGCCCCUGUUAUUAACCGCACGCUGGUGUACGACACCGGUGGCACACCUCCUUCUCCGUCAAGCAGCGCACCGGACUGGCCCACCGCUAGUAGCUCGCCAGCUUCGCCUUCUCACCCGCGACCACCACACCGCAACGUCGUGGUGCUCACUUCUACCCCAGCAUUUCUCCGCCGCGGCAAGCAGCGAGACGCAGACAGCGCCGGCGAUGACUCGCGUGACAAGGACGUGCACUCGCCCUCCACUUCCAUGGCCAGCCCACUGCGACUCAUGCGGGCAGCACAGGAGUUUCUGUCGCCAGUGCGCUCGACGCUCCUGCGCGGGUUCUCGCAUCUCCGCCAGUCCGUGGCAGGGAGCAACGCCCCGCGCACACGCCCAGCUGCCCCGGAGCGCCGAAGUGACGUGCGCACGCCGCCGCCCCCGUCACCUUGGGGACGGCUGAGCUCCAUCAGGCCCGCCCGGGAACACCUGCCAUCUCUUUCUGCGGACUCGAGAGGCGAGCCGAACCGACGCGGCAGAGGCGGGCAGCGCCUCCAGCCCGCCGCUUCAGCACCGACCCUUCUCAGCUUGGGUGUGUCCUCCAUAGCAGGCAGCCGACGAUCAUCCGUGUCAGCUGUCGACAUGUGGGGUUUCAUUGAGAAUUCGCGGAGCAGAGUUGAAGGGCCGCAACGCCCGACGAUUCAGCGUGACUCGGCGGACGCACUGGCGAGCUCGACGAGUGGGCGGGCGUCGUCGUUGUCAUCGUCUCGCAUGUCGUCUCCCACGGCGCGCGGGGUGGGGGAGGCGGACAACGGCACCACUGAUCACCGCCACGACCGUGUUCGCCGACAGCACCACCGUGCCAGUGAGGUUGUGGAUCUGCAAGCGGACGACGUGCAUCGUGGUGGUGGGAGGGCUCUGGUCGGGCCGUACGAUGCGCGGUAUGCCAGCGUGUCUUCGCUGAGCGAGUCGCUCGCCAAGGUCGUGUCAUCGUCCCACAGCACCGCGCAGUCUAGUCUCACCUCGGCAGGGGCCGCGGCGUGCGACGGUGCCGAUCACAAAGAUGUCUUGUCCGCCGCGCGUGACACCAGUGCGGGUGCAACACUGCCGCGUCGCAGCGCCACACUCAUGGACCCGAAUUUCUCCACGAUUUUGCCAGACGAGGAGGAGCAGGCGGUACGUCGACGCAUGCAGCGCCACGGACACGGCCGGGCGAAGGUGCUGUGUGCGCCACCACAGGAACACCUCGCGUCGCAGCGCGUGCCUACAAACGUGUUGGAACUACCUUCAGUUCGUCCUCCUGCGCCACGCGAAGCCCCGAGAGACGCUCAAGCACGCAGAGACAAGACAUCGCGCACGUCUUCUGAAUUUCACUUAGGCACUGACCGCGCACAACAAGGCAGCGACGGCAGCGAGACGACUGGGAAUGCAAAACCCGCACGACAGGAGCACCACCCCUUUCGCUCCGUCACCGCCUCCACACCGCUGCGGCGCUUGACGGGACGUGCAACACGCACCAUGUUCGCGCUGUGCGCCGUGAUCGCCGUCUUCUGGUGCAUCGCGGCAACCGCCUGGCCAUUGAUGGCUCUGCAAACACCUUACGUUGGCUGUCUAGGAGGGUCUUUCAGCGCCACCACCUCCACCGGCACCCCUCCUUCGUACGCGGAUUCCGAUGCUGUUUUCCGUUACACACAUGUAAACCCCGUGUCGGAUCUGCAGGCUCUUUACCAGGUUGCGCCUGCCUCCCUUGACGCGGCAGAGGUCGACCGACUCUACCGCCGCACGCUCAGUGAGGGGGUGGAGCGACUGGAGCGCGCCACACAGCAUUUGAUUCCGCAGGACAGCACCCCUCCGCCGCACCGCCUCUUCUUCUUUCGCGCGAUGAUUCACGCCUACGUAGCUGUGCAGCGCAACAGCGAGUUGUACGCCCGCAGCCGUGACGCGAGUCUCUGGCGGCGCCUCCUCUGGUAUCCGCUCGCAGAUGUGCUGAAGUACGGUUUUCACCGUUUUGGUGCUUUGUCGCGCACGGUGUCGCUCACGCGCAGCUUUGCACGUGACUGGCAGGACCGCAUCCGUGCUUCGGUCGCCUGCAGCGCACAGUCGGAGCUCGUGAGCUGUCCAUCGCUGCUGUACGUCGAGGAGGCGAUGGCGCGAGCGGCGGCCCCGUUUGUGUACACAGACGCGAAUGAGUUCCACGAGUCUCCGCAGCGUCGCCGGCGGCUGCAGGAGUGGCGCACGCGUCUGCACCGUGACUGGGAGAGCGAGGUCUACCUGGAGACGCUGCUGAGUUACAUACGGAGCAGCGUGCAGGAGUCAACGCGCGAUUACAAUCGUUGA
This is a messenger RNA of Leptomonas pyrrhocoris, 3298 nucleotides long. RefSeq lists its product as hypothetical. Lineage: Eukaryota; Euglenozoa; Kinetoplastea; Trypanosomatida; Trypanosomatidae. The record is from RefSeq and is a predicted model, not a curated record. Bases 554 to 3298 code for a protein of 914 amino acids. The transcript has a single exon.